AAACAGCUCCAAUAAUUUAGCUAGCUAGCUUUGGUAACAGUUAGAGAGUGUUCAGGAUUGUUCAGGAUGUUCAGGAUGAAAAUUGUCGCUUUAUAGCGAUUUGAAUAUUUAUAUAAAGUUAGCUCACACAUCUAGAGGAGGAACAGCUGCAGAGUCUGCAGCAGGAGCAGUUCCUACACACUGCUGGCUUUUCUGAGUUUGUCAGAAACAUUUCGCUUAACAGAUAUUUCUUUAAAAUGCUGGCUAUAGAUGGCAUGAAGUUUCAAAUCCUUACCCUCAUCAUGGCGAAUAGCAUAAAACCAUUUCUUACUCACAACCACAUCGGUGGGAAAUGAGUGCGAGCUCAUGUAUGGAUUUUUGCUUGAAUUAUAUUGUAUUUGCUGUCACUGUUGACUACCUAAUCAGAAGUUUUGAAAUACUACUAUCGAUGCUUCCUCAGUCGUGAACACGGAAGUGUAUUCAUCUUAGUAACCGCUAUGUCAUGAAUGCCGGCCAAGAGGCAGAAAAAUACCCUGGAAAAAGACGCCAGUCCAUUGCAGGCCAUCUUACAUGAGAGGAGGAAGGAAACAGGAGAACCCAGAGGAAACCCACAUGGAGCUAUGAAGCACCAACCCGAGAGUGUGUGAGAGAGAGAGAGAGACAGAGAGAGAGAGACUAAAAUAAUGAAAUCCCUUGAGUGAAUGAGUUGCCAAAUUUACCCAAAUGACUGCAGGACACUGAAAGUGUAUUGUGAAGGCAAUUUGUAGUCCCAAAAAACCCCCAAAACAUUUCAUUGUGAUUAUUUAUUAUGAUUAGACAGUCACAUUCAGCUAGAUUCAUGCACAUAUCAACAGAUCUCAAGGGUAAACCCUCAUCAGGGCAGCAUUACAUAGGUCGUGCGUGUGUGUGUGUGUGUGUGUGUGUGUCCUGCAUGCGGGUCUGUAUUAACGCAGGUAGUUGUUUUCACUCUAAACUGCUUGUGUUGAGGCUCAGGACUCUUUAUUUUUUUUUUAAAUUAUUAUUUUUAUAUCAGAUCUCUGGAGGGCUUGCUGCUUCCCUAAGGCACAAGCACAGUCAUUAGCAGCUAUGAUGUAUGAGUGUGCGGUGUGCACGUGCAGUUUUAUACUCGAUUAUACUCGUGUAAUCAUCUAAGACUCCUGAGACGUUAUAAUGAUUUGUACUCAUAACUGUCCCUCAUUAUUAUAUACAAUGGCAAUCAUAAGAAAGUCUUUCGUUUGCGUUAAAAUGACGUAACUACAACAGUUAAUGCGCCCUUCUGCCCCCCCCCUCACUCCCGCAGUUGGUACGGUCCGUUAAGGAGCUGUUCGUCAUCCUUCAGCGCGCAGUUCUAUGCGCGAGAGCAGCAACAGAGCUCAUACGUCGUUCCCUCUCUCUCGCGCGCGCUCUCUCUCUCUCUCUCUGUGUGUGUGUGUGUUUAGAUUAACGUCAUCAUGGAAUUCAAAACACUUUCAUUCAGUUUCCGUAAAGCUGGGUGCAGCGUUUAGAUCGUCGCGCUGUAAAAACGGUCCGAAAGAGACGUGUUUCUGAUGAGCUGCAGCGGGUGAUCUCUGAAAGGAUGGAGGACGGAGAGCAGCUCGCGCGGCGCGGAGACGCCACCAUCGGUCGCGCGGGUCAGGAGCAGAACGAGCUGCUUGAGGAGCUGGUGGCGCGUGACGAAACGGGAGAAGUGGGAGCGCGAGACACAGCCACGGUGGAGAGGAGACAGCCACGCAGCUGCCACGACGCUGUCAGGCAGAGAGGCACUGAGGUCAGCAACUUAACAAACCUCAGCACCCACGAUACAACACUGGAUAAAGUGCUGCUGCGUGAGGAGGUGCUGGCUCUGCAGGAGGAGGUGGCUGAGCUGAAGCGGAUGAAGGAGAUGCUGAAUAAGGAGCUGGAGGAGUGUGGGGGUGGAUGUUCUGCUGAACUGCUCUCUGCCGCUGAACUUCGAGUGCAGCUCUCCCACCGAGAGCGAGACCUGGACCGGGCCAGCGAGGCACUGCAGGCGAUGAAGGCGGACCGUAAGCGGUUGAAGAUGGAGAAAGCCGAGCUGGUGAAUCAGAUGCAGCAGCUCUAUGCUACGCUGGAGAGCCGGGAAGAGCAGCUCCGAGACUUCAUCCGCAAUUACGAGCAGCACCGCAAAGAGAGUGAGGAUGCAGUAAAAGUGUUGGCUAAAGAGAAGGACCUGCUGGAGAGGGAGAAGUGGGAUCUGCGGCGUCAGACUAAAGAAGCCACCGAGCUCGCGGUUGCGCUGCGAUCCGCCCAGGAACUGAAAGAGAACAGAAUCAAAGAGCUGGAGGCAGAACUGGCCAUGAUGAGUAACUAUGUGGCCCAGAAACUCGAGUGUCAGCUGUUUGUUCGAGCGCCCGAAAAGCCAGUCUCCCCCAGAAACAUGUCGGCUAAGCAGUCUCUGGCAACGCUCACUAAGGACGUUCCUAAGCGCCACUCUCUGGCCAUGCCCACAGAGGCUGUCGUCAAUGGCAACCAGGAGUGGGUGAUGCAUGCGGAGAUGCCUCUUACUGCAGCCAUCCGUCAGAGUCAACACAGCCUUUAUCACACACUCGACAGACAUGUGUUAAAGGCUGUGCCCCAGUGUGUGUGUGAUGUUGACGGAGUGUGUGUGGCACACGCCUCAGGCAGUCUUCGCCUCAGUCCUUGUCACUCACGGCAACCGUCAAUGAUGUCAGACGCCUCUGCUCUGGAGGGAGAGCGAUCAUCCACGCCGUCUGAGCUCAACUCACCACGACACAGAACACACUCUCUCUGCAACUCUUUAGAAGACCUGGAGGACCAGAAGAGGAGAAAGAAGAAGGAGAAGAUGGGCCUGAGCUCUCUGUCACGCGUGUUCGCCCGAGGAAAACAGAGGAAGUCUCUCGACCCUGGCCUUUUCGACGACUCUGACAGCCUGUCCAGCCCGGGCCGUCUGAGUGCGAACCUGUCGGACAGUGAGGAGCAGCUUGACAAACUGCAGCAGGUGGAGCUGGCGCGGGCCGUGCCCAUGUCCCGGUGGCGAGCUGGCACUGUUCAGGCCUGGCUCGAGGUCAUCAUGGCCAUGCCCAUGUACAUCCGUGCCUGUGCAGACAACGUCAAGAGUGGCAAGGUGAUGUUAGUCUUAACUGACACAGAUCUGGAAGCUGGUUUGGGGAUCAGCAACUCUAUGCAUCGCAGAAAACUGCGCCUGGCCAUAGAGGAUUACAGACAGGCUGAAUCGGGUCAUGGACUAUCGAAUGCUGCAGAUCUUGACCACCACUGGGUGGCGCAGGCAUGGUUAAAUGACGUAGGCCUGCCGCAGUAUUCCCAGUUCUUCCACACACACUUAGUUGAUGGACGCCUAUUGAGCACACUCACACGAGCAGACCUGGAAAAGCACCUGCAUGUGUCCAAAAAAGCCCACCAGAGCAGCCUGCUGCUGGGAAUCCAGCUCCUACACAUGCUUAACUUUAAUAAAGAGCUGCUGCAAGCAAGGCGAGAAGACUGUGAGAACCAGAACUCAGACCUUCUGGUCUGGACCUGCCAGCGCAUUAUUAAAUGGCUCAGGGACAUCGACCUGAAGGAGUUUGCUGGCAGUCUUCAAAACAGUGGUAUUCAUGGUGCUGUCAUGGUGCUUGAUCCUUCCUUUAACACAGACUCCAUGGCAACAGCAUUAGGUAUCUCUGCAAGCAAGCACAUGGUCCGUCAGCACCUGAGUGAAGAAAUGAAAGCCCUCCUUGCUGCUGCAAGACUGGAACUGGUUGAACAGGAAGUUGAGACCGUGGGAACUCCACCCACUAUAUCCCGUCAGAGCUCUCUGGGACGCUGCACGAUAAGCCACUAUGAUGGCCAACACUCCUUCCGACAGCUCAAAGUCAGGCCUCAGGUAAGCUUCAAUCUGAAGAGCCAUAGUGGAGUGGACAUCACGUCUCUAAACGCGAGCUGUGAGGAUGCCACACCCCAGUCAGAAAACAGUCCAGCCAGAAACCUCUCUGCUGCUGACCUCACUAAUGUCUAAUCCUAAUUCUAUAAUCGUAAAACAUGGUCCAAAGACAUAAUGAGCCUGAUCUCAAGUGUUUUAGCUGUAAUCAAAUGGAACGAUGGAAGUCGAUGGAAUAGACAUUUAUAUGAAUUUAUGCUUGUCAGUCAAAACCUUUUCUCUGGACAUUUUUUAUGAUAAUGUUAUUAAAUGUAUGUUUUGUAUUGCCAACACUGGUGCUGGGGUAAGAUUUGGACUCAGAUUUAGUUUUGGCACAAAUACUGCACCUGAUUUAACUUCAUAUAACAUCAUCCCAUAAUACAUAAUAAACAUCUAGGGUCUUUUUUAUGAACCAUAUAAUGAAACAGUCGCUAAUAUUUCUGCAAAUCCUGCAAGUAAGGCUUUGUUUUGUCCAAUUCAUAAAAUCACUAACAAAUAUAGAGCUUUGUAAAUAGCAUGAAAGAAUUAUAAAUUGUAUCUUGUGUCUAACGCUAUGGACAUACAGUUGAUUAAGCCUUAACCUUGCCCAUCUGCCCAUUAAGUUAUUGACAAUUGAAAAUAAUGCACAGCAAAUAAUGUACAGGAAAUCGACUCUGUGUGACUCACCUGGUUCUGCAGACACAGGCUAAGCCUGGUCUUAGACUUAGAAGACUAUUAAAGGAGAGACCCUGUAGAAAAUAUAAAUUAGUCCAGGCCAAGACUUAACCUGUGAGUUAAAAACCAAGAUAAAAGGUAAGAAACAAAUCUGAGGCUGUUUUUUAUCCUUUAUAGACGUGUCUCACCCUGCACAGCGUCAGAUAAUCUACUAACAACACUAAGCUAAACCUGGGAGAAAGCUCUAAUUAUCUCUAACCUCAAUGACUAAUAAAUUAAUUCUCUCAAACAGAAAAGCCAGGCUUCUCUGUGAUUAGGUGGUUUUGGCAAUUGGUACCUGUAAGCUUUUUUUUCCAUUUUUGAUUUUUCUUUUUUAUAUUAAAGAUCGAUAUAAAGCCAAUGAGGGCAGUCCAAUAAUUGUAAAUGUAAAACAGUAAAUGAUGGUUGAUGAAAAUCUGACAAGGUCAGUCCUAUAAUCUCACCAUGGAAAAUUUAGUAUUAGUAAUAGUACUUUAGAACCUCUGCCCUCUGAGCCCCGAGUCAUGUGAUAACUCACCUACACAAUGGCACCAAGACUGCUCAUAAAGCUGGUUAAACAUUGCAGCACACCCCCGCUGCUCUGAGAAAACCUAUCAUAUACAUGUGAUAGCAUUCCAUUGGCAUAUUUGGAGUUUAUGCAUCACAGAUGUCAGCAUAUUUAUAUGGUUAAAACCCAAAAGAAACAUCUGGGAUUGGUCCGGAAAUGGCCACUAUAAAACAGUUAAGAGGGAUGAGUUACAUUGUGUUUGCUGAUCUCACUCUCGCCAAGGCCAAUAUUGCAAUAAAUAACCAUUUAUUAUGCAUCAUAGGUGUCAUAUGGUUUAGUGGUUUAGAAUAAGACAGAAUGAAAGAAAGAAAGAAGGGGAAUGCACUUGGUUUGCCACAUGGUUGGCACAAGGUGUCACCCUUCAUAUAAGCCUCCUUAGCCCAACUCUGACCUCAAAUCACAUCUCUCAGAUGUUUAUUACUCCUUUACAAUUCAUCACUCCUAUGCAACUCUUGCAGACAUAUGAAUUAUAUCUAACUUCAGACGUGAUGAAUCAUACCAUUGUCCUCCUUAAUGGCUUUACCCUGGUUAGGGCACAAGAUGGGAUAAUUCACCCUGGACAGGACACCAGUCCAUUGCAGGGC
Molecule: messenger RNA, 5695 nt
Organism: Ictalurus furcatus (blue catfish)
Lineage: Eukaryota; Metazoa; Chordata; Actinopteri; Siluriformes; Ictaluridae
Gene: kazna
Product: kazrin, periplakin interacting protein a
Exons: 16
Coding region: 1556-3970 (804 amino acids)
Molecular function (GO): protein binding
Source: RefSeq, a predicted model, not a curated record